CUCUGCGCUCUCCACCAGCUCAUGCGACCGGACCAGGUCCACAUUGACUUCGGAACCCCAGAAGGGCCGACUCCACGCACCUCGGACGAGUACGAACAGGUCUCCUACCCCUCUACACACAACCACGACCACCAACAUCACCACACCACGCAUACGCACACACACCGUAACGAGGGCGGCAACGAGAGCUUACCCUUGCACUACAUGUCUGAAGAGACGGCACGCAGGCGGGUCGCCAAAGGCCCCGGCAACUCGGGCGGGUUCAUGAGCGGGGAGGAGAGCGAGAAAGACAUGCCGUACGACGAUACGGGCAAGGACGUUUACUCCAAGAUGCGCCCCGGCGCUGGCGUGCCCCGCGUCAGCAGUGGCCGUGUGCACCGACCCCCUCCUCCCCCACCCACCUCCAUCACCGAAUACAUCCACCAAAAUAUGGACAUUGUCACGCCCAUCUUCUACACCCUCCUCUCCUGCUGGAGCCGCUUCCGCAAGAUCGGGCUCAACGACCACGUCGUCUGGGACGAGGCGCACUUUGGCAAGUUCGGCUCGUACUACCUCCGGCGCGAGUUCUACUUCGACGUGCACCCGCCGCUGGGCAAGAUGCUCGUCGGCUUCGCGGGCGCGCUGGUCGGGUACGACGGGAGCUUCCAGUUCGAGAGCGGCGCGCAGUACACGGAGAACGUGCCGUAUGUCGCGUGGCGCGUCGUCAUGUCGAUGUUUGGCGUUGCGCUCGUUCCGAUUGCGUGGUUCACCGCUGUUGAGCUGGGGAUGAGCCAGUUUGCGUGUCAUGUGGUUGCGCUUAUGGUUCUUUGUGAUGUCGGCUGGCUGGUCAUCUCGCGGUUUAUCCUUUUGGAUUCUAUGCUUUUGUUCUUCACGUUUACUACUGUCUUCUUCCUCGCUAAAUUCCAUAAUGAGCAACACCACUCGUUUUCGUUCGACUGGUGGAUGUGGCUCACUCUGACCGGGUUUUCCAUUGGCUGCGUGUGCAGUGUCAAGUGGGUCGGUCUGUUCGUCACCUCCGUAGUAGGUCUCUACACCAUCGAGGAUCUCUGGGAAAAGUUUGGCGAUCUCAGGUUGUCGAACCGCCAACAAAUCCGGCAUUGGGGUGCACGCAUUACGUGUCUCAUCACGAUCCCAAUCCUCGUCUACAUGGCCUCGUUCAAGCUCCACUUCAUGAUCCUUAACCAUUCCGGUACGGGCGACGCGCAGAUGAGCUCACUCUUCCAGGCGCACCUCGUCGGAAAUGACUUUGCGACCAACCCUCUGGAGGUUGCCUACGGAUCCAGGAUCACACUCAAGAACAUGGGCUGGGGCGGUGGCCUUCUUCACUCGCACGUCCAGACCUAUCCCACCGGCUCCGAGCAGCAGCAGGUGACGUGCUACCACUACAAGGACAACAACAACGAGUGGAACAUCCUCCCCCGGUGGGACGAGCCCGCGUUCGACCCAAACUCCGAUAUGCGCUUCCUGAAGCACGGCGAUAUCAUCCGGCUGCAGCACGGCCCGUCGACGCGCAACCUGCACAGCCACGAGGUCGCGGGGCCGAUCACGAAGGUCAACUACGAGGUGUCAUGCUACGGCAAUGCCACCGUCGGAGACUACCACGACUAUUGGGUUGUCGAGGUGCUCGACGAUAUCAAGCAGGGAAAGAGGGAGCAUGUGGAGAAAAUCCAUGCGCUCACGACCCGGCUGAGGUUUAGGCACUCUACGCUGGGGUGUUAUCUGCAUGCGGGAACGGUGCCGCUGCCGCAGUGGGGGUUCAAGCAGAUCGAGACGACGUGUAUCAAGGAGAAUGAUCCGAGCGAUGCGCAUACGAUUUGGAAUGUGGAGGGGCACUGGAACGAUCGGCUUCCACCCGCCGAUGCGACGUACCACAAGUCUCCCUUCUUGCGCGACUUCUGGCAUCUCAACGUUGCGAUGAUGACGUCGAACAACGCGCUGAUGCCCGACGUCGACAAAGAGGACAUCCUCGCGUCCGUGCCGACCGACUGGCCCCUGAUGCGCCUCGGCCUGCGCAUGUGCGGAUGGGGCGACGAGAUCCCCAAGUACUACCUGAUCGGCACGCCAAUCGUGUGGUGGGGCAGCUUCGUGGCGAUUAUCAUCAGUGUGUUUGUGCUUGGCGCGUACCUGCUUAGGUGGCAGAGGAAGUAUGUGGAUAUGGACGCGCAUGAGUGGGGCCACUUUUUGUAUGUGGGCAAGAUUGCGUUUUAUGGCUGGUUUUUGCACUAUAUUCCGUUCUUUAUCAUGGGUCGUGUCACAUAUGUGCACCACUACCUCCCGACGCUCUACUUCGCCGUGCUUAUGUUCGGGCACGUGUUCGACCACUUCUUCUUCAGCUCACGCCGCCUGUCCACCAAGACGAAGCGCAUCGUCUUCGGCGUUGUCACAUUCCUGAUCGUCGCCAACUUCUGGUGGUUCCGCGGGCUCGCGUGGGGCAUGGAGGGCCCGAUCAACGACCAUUGGGGUCUUCAGUGGCGCAAGAGCUGGAAUAUCUACAACAUAUAAUGAUGGAGGUGAUAACGAAGGGGAAGAAGGAGAUGAGGACUAUGGGUCUUUUGUUGGCAAAUGUUUCGGCGGGGGUAAAUUAUAUGUUUGAAGUAAAAAGGAGUCGGCUGUUGGCUGUUGGCUGUUGGAGAGUACCCGAUACACACUUGAGCCUGUUGCUUGUCUAAUUAUCUAUUGGUCCCCGUUCAACUCCUGCUCUGCAUAC
Coniophora puteana RWD-64-598 SS2 is the source of this 2707-nucleotide messenger RNA. Its product is annotated as glycosyltransferase family 39 protein. Gene Ontology annotation, molecular function: dolichyl-phosphate-mannose-protein mannosyltransferase activity. The record is from RefSeq and is a predicted model, not a curated record. Lineage: Eukaryota; Fungi; Basidiomycota; Agaricomycetes; Boletales; Coniophoraceae. Gene Ontology annotation, cellular component: membrane; endoplasmic reticulum. The coding region runs from base 22 to 2502 and encodes 826 amino acids. Gene Ontology annotation, biological process: protein O-linked glycosylation via mannose. The transcript has 11 exons.